Rotaria sp. Silwood1 is the source of this 777-nucleotide messenger RNA. The record is from the annotation of a GenBank genome assembly. NCBI's taxonomy places the organism in Eukaryota, Metazoa, Rotifera, Eurotatoria, Philodinida, Philodinidae.
AUGCAACGACUAUCUUGGUCAAAUACGGUUCAAUUAACAUUAAGUAUUCAACAUUUCAGCGAAUUAAGGCUUUUAUUCGAACACAAUGCUCUACCUGCAAUUGAAUAUUUGAAUAUUACUAUUGAGAAUCUGGAUACUAAUUUAUCUUCCAAUGUAAAUAUAUCAGUACCAAAAGUUCAACUUUCCAAAGAUUCUCUACGAGAAACGGCUACUGGUGGUACUCCUCUGAAACACUUACUCUUACGUUAUAUAACUCUGAAUGAUGUUAUCAUAUUGAUUGGUUCGAUAACCAUGCCUUUACUUGAAGAAUUGAUACUUAUUGAUAUGUAUGAUGAUACUUUAGAUCGUCUUGGUCAAUUUCAAGAACUUUGUAGUUCUACACAUUUACCUGCUUUGAAAACUCUUCAUUUCUCAUUAUGUUUCCCUCAAGAAAUCGAACACGCAUGGAAAAUGAGUUCAUUCAAUUGCAAUGAUCAAUGGCCUUUUGAUAAUAUUAAUUGUUACAUGGAUGAGUGUUAUAUGCUUGCAAGUGGUCAUGUUAAUGAACUUCAUUUAACAUAUUUAAAUGAACGAACAAAUACAUCAAUGAUGUCAAAUCAUCAAUUUGAUCAAUUGGUACACUUAGUAUUAAACAAAAAUUGUCGUUAUCGAUCUAAAGACGAAAAGAAGAUCAUGUUCAGAGACAAAUUAAUUGCAGCUACUCAUGAUCAAAUAUUUCAUGGUAAUAACAUUCAUUUUCAAUUUCAUAUAAAUGAUGAACUACGUAUUUGGUUCUAA